Messenger RNA from Oikopleura dioica, 216 nucleotides. The record is from the annotation of a GenBank genome assembly. Lineage: Eukaryota; Metazoa; Chordata; Appendicularia; Copelata; Oikopleuridae.
AUGCUUAACGAUGGAGAGAAGAAGUGGAAAGUCAAUGUUCCUGGUUAUCGAUCAAAGAAAACGGAAGGCGUAACUGAGUGCCGCGACAUCCGAGAAGCUUUCGUUCCCCUAACUAAGCUCUACUUCGACGGUAUCGAUAUGGAUAUCCUCUUCGCGCAGCUUGCCAACAACAACAAAGUGCAAGAAGACCAGGAUCUGCGGUUGCCGCGUUACUGA